Messenger RNA from Triticum turgidum subsp. durum (durum wheat), 2046 nucleotides. NCBI's taxonomy places the organism in Eukaryota, Viridiplantae, Streptophyta, Magnoliopsida, Poales, Poaceae. The record is from the annotation of a GenBank genome assembly.
AUGCCACCGCGCGCGCCAAUGGAGUGGCCGGCAGCAAGGCUCGUGGUCGUCCUCGUCACUUUGCACACGCUUUGGAGCAGCGCCGUUGCCGUUGCCGGUGCAUCGCCACCAACGGUGGCGUCCGCGGCGCCGGUGCGGGUCGGCGUGGUGCUGGACCUGACGAGCGACGCGGGGAGGGAGAGGCGCGCCUGUACUUCCAUGGCGUUGGACAACUUCCACGCCGCUCACGGCGGCUCCGGUGCCGCGCGGAUCGAGCUGCUCGUACGAGACUCGCGCGGUGAUCUGACCACGGCCGCACAUGCUGCCGAGGACCUGAUCAAGAAUGGGCAAGUGCAAGCCAUCAUAUGGGGCCCUGCGACACUAACCAAAGCAGAUCAUGUCACACACCUGGGCCGUCGCCGCAACCAAGUCCCGGUUCUCUCCUUCCCCAGCAUUUCUCCAACAUCAUGUGCCUUCUCGCUGGAAGAUCCCGUAACAGUUCCUGGGGGCUAUGCCAAGUUUGGCUUUACACUUGGAAAGGACAGUAUCACCUUUCCUAAUCAAGAAACCGAUAGAAAAUACAAAAGAAAGCUAGGUACAAGCAAUAGUUGCAGAGGUAGGUGGCUGAAGAUUGCUGUGCCACGGAAAAAAGGUUUUCAAGAUUUUGUGAAUGUUACUGAUCCUAAUUCCAAGAAACAACAUGUCACUGGCUACAGCAUUGAUAUCUUCGAGGAUGCUAUGACACAUUUACAACCUGGCCCGUGCUAUAAAUAUGUUGCCUUCACGGGUACUUACGAUGAGCUAGUAGGCAACGUGGCUUCACGGGUGUAUGAUGGAGCAGUAAGCGAUGUGACCAUAACCGCGGAACGAAUCACCACCACCGACUUUACAGUGCCAUACACACAGUCUGGUGUGUCUAUGCUUGUGCUUGCCGUGGAUGAACCCUAUAGAAUCAGUUGGACAUUUGUAAAGGCACUAAAUGGGGAGCUUUGGCUUGCAAGCAUGGUCUUUUUCCUCUAUACUGGCUUUGUCGUGUGGAUGAUUGAACUACCCAGAAAUCAGGAGUACCAAGGAUCAAGUUUGAGACAGUGUAGCACAGCCCUCUACUUCGUUUUCUCCACUUUGACAUUUUCUCAUGGUCAUACUAUUAGAAGCCCCUUGUCAAAAAUUGUUGUGGUGAUAUGGUGCUUUGUAGUGCUGAUUCUUGUCCAGAGCUACACUGCAAGCUUGUCAUCCAUUCUGAAUACAAAGAGGCUACGUCCUUCGGUGACAGAUUUUGAGAUGCUCCGGAAGAGUGAUGACUUUGUAGGAUACCAAGAUGAAUCAUUUGUGCAGUCUUUCUUGCUUAAUCAUACCAUCAAUGAAAACAGGUUAAGGAACUACACGACGAAAGAACAAUAUGCUGAAGCUUUGAAGAAUGGAUCCAAGAAUGGAGGGGUAUCGGCUAUCGUUGAUGAGAUCCCCUAUUUAACUUAUUUCCUCUCUGACAAUCAGUACAGAAAUGAUUUUAUGAUGCUUGGGUACAUAUACAGGACUCCUGGAUUUGGUUUUGCAUUUCAACUAGGUUCUCCGCUAGUGCAUAAUCUUUCAACUGCUAUCCUGAAACUAGCAAGAGAAGAUGGGGGCUUACAAAUGGAAAAGAAAAGGUUUGGCGCAGCUUCACCUCUUGUGGGUGCUAGCAUGGUCCCUGAUACGGACUAUGUGGCUCUCACUUUGCAAAGCUUUUCCGGUCUCUUUCUCAUCACGGGAUCCAUUUCAACUCUCAUGCUGCUGAUAAGCAUUAUGAGGUUGAUUCAUGCCAGAUGCACUGAGUUGAGAAAGGCUGAUGUGGAAAGUGUCAUCUACAGUGCCACCGACGAUGAGUCCCGUCUGUUGCAGAAUGGCAUAGGUGACAACCCCAGCCCUGGUCUACAACCCUUCCAUGUAGAUGGCAUUGAAAAUUCCGGGGGUGUCCAUUUAAGCGGCGAGAAUGUUGGGGACGUGGAGCCUGACCCAGUGCAGCAGAAUGGCAUGCAUGGUGGCUCUGUCCCUGCAGGACACAUUCAGAUUGAGAUGCGCAAUGUCUAA